Cyprinodon tularosa is the source of this 2579-nucleotide messenger RNA. RefSeq names its product synaptotagmin VIa (gene syt6a). The transcript has 7 exons. The record is from RefSeq and is a predicted model, not a curated record. Gene Ontology annotation, molecular function: clathrin binding; syntaxin binding; phosphatidylserine binding. NCBI's taxonomy places the organism in Eukaryota, Metazoa, Chordata, Actinopteri, Cyprinodontiformes, Cyprinodontidae. Gene Ontology annotation, biological process: regulation of calcium ion-dependent exocytosis; calcium-ion regulated exocytosis; cellular response to calcium ion. Gene Ontology annotation, cellular component: membrane. The coding region runs from base 165 to 1790 and encodes 541 amino acids.
AGAGCGUACAUGAAGGAGAAGAAUCCGCUGUGGAUGGAGACAAGUUACAUUUAUCUUGAUGUCGAGCGGCAGCGUGAGUGGGUUUGUGUUUGGAUGUCUGUGUGUGUGUGCGUGCGUUAGUCCCCUUUGGAUGAGCAGACGAGUCUGAGGAUGCAGCUGGGAGCAUGAGUCCUGACCAGGAGGAGUAUGACAUGGUCUGUCAGAAAGCUGUGACCAUAAUUGUUGACCUCUGCCUGCACAACAGCACCCUAUUGGAUCAGGAGACCUGUCAGGAUUUCCUCUUCAUAUUGACCAGUCAGGGCUUUGAUCACAAAGACGCAGACGCUACUUUUGGCCUCGCGCUCGCCGUCUUUCUUGUUUGUGGCCUCGCUCUGCUGGGUCUUCUCACAUUAGUCUCCUGGAAGCUCUGCUGGGUGCCUUGGAGGAGCAAGGCUCAGUUCCCAAGCCCAUCUCUCAGCCCGUCCGGUGACCUGGAGCACUGUCCGCACCAGCAAUCCCUUCCUCCGCCCAGUCCCCAGCAUCCGGUGGUCACCAUGGCGACAGAGAAGGUGAAGGACCCCGUGGGUUCGAUGGGCUUCCUUGAGGCUGCGGUGAAGAUAAGCCGUACCUCCCCUGACAUCCCUGCUGACGUGCAGCUCUCUAUGAGGGAGCACUUCCUACGUCGCACGCAACGCAUGCAGAGACAAACCACUGAGCCGGCGUCCUCCACACGGCACAACUCUUUCAAAAGACACCUCCCCAGGCAGAUGCAGGUGGGCAGUUUAGAUUUGGGCAAUGACUACAUGGUGGACAGAGACGAAAAGCCAACCAGCCUGGGUCGCAUCCAACCAGAGCUCUACCAACAGAAGGCCUCAGACUCAGAGGAGUCGUCCAAGAAUGGCAAAGAGAAAAACUGUGGCAGGAUUAACAUCUCACUCAAGUACGACUAUGAAAACGAGGCAUUAAUCGUCAAUAUUCUCAGGGCAGUAGACCUACCAGCCAAGGACCUGUGCGGUACCUCUGACCCUUACGUCAAGGUCUACCUCCUACCUGAUCGCAAGAAGUUCCAGACCCGUGUCCACCGGAAGACGCUCAACCCCACGUUUAACGAAAGCUUCCAGUUUCCCGUGCCUUACGACGAGCUGCCUGUGAGGAAGCUCCACAUGAGCGUCUUUGACUUUGACAGAUUUUCUCGGCAUGAUAUGAUUGGGGAAGUCGUGCUGGAGAACUUGUUCGAGACAUCUGAUCUUUCGAGGGAGACAAACAUAUGGAGGGACAUCGAGUACGCAACAAGUGAAAGCGUUGACCUUGGGGAGAUCAUGUUCUCAUUGUGCUACCUGCCCACUGCAGGCAGACUCACACUUACUGUUAUCAAGUGCAGGAACCUCAAGGCUAUGGACAUCACCGGGUACUCGGAUCCCUAUGUUAAAGUAUCGCUCAUUUGUGACGGCAGGCGUUUAAAAAAGAAGAAAACGAGCAUUAAAAAGAACACCCUGAAUCCCACCUAUAAUGAAGCCAUCAUCUUCGACAUCCCUCCAGACAGUAUGGACCAUGUCAGCCUGCACAUCUCUGUGAUGGACUACGAUUUGGUGGGUCAUAAUGAGAUCAUUGGUGUGAUGAGAGUUGGAAGCCAUGCUGAGGGACUUGGCAGGGACCACUGGAAUGAAAUGCUGGCUUAUCCACGGAAGCCUAUUGCACACUGGCAUUCCCUCCUGGAGUCCAAGAAAUCUGAGAAGGAGUGGAAGGCGAGAACUGCCAGCUUUGACAGCCAGGGCUCCUGCCCCUCACCGAGACCCCCUGCUAGUCCCUGAGAUGAGCUACCUGUGACCCAGCAGCCCAGAAGGGGUUUCCUCCCUCCUCCUGAUUCACUUCCUGUCUGUGUGCUUGAGGAGAAACACAAUCCCACUGUCUCUCCCUUCUCACUCGCUCUCAUCCCCACACCCCUCACUUCCUCCAGUCUAGUCCCAGAGCACUCCCAAGUACUGAAAUAGGACUUUCUGUAUGUCAGCUGUGUGAAGCUCAGGCUUUUCUCGAUGUGGCUGGUGCGAUGGCCUGAAGCUAGGGUUGUUUUCUAGGAGAUUGGCUAGAGAUCAUGUCUGCAGACAUUGAUUGCUGAUUUGUCCACGCUGAGGUAAAUCUAGCUAGAUGUCCUUACAAAGUACUUGCAACUUUGAUUCAUGGAGUCUCUUUGAUGGAGAAAAAGCCCUGUCGAAUAUCACUCCAUGAAAGCAGUGGAUAUUUCUCAACGGGAAGCCGAGUUCAUAUAUUGCCAAGGAAGAAAAAAAAGGAGAUGAUCUAAAAGAAAGCUAUUUUAGAAGUUUAUGCUUCACUCACAUUUAUUUUUGCAUUCUUGAAUUAACAUUAGAUCUAUAUUUUUUUGUUAGAUGUUUUUGUUAGAUAGUUCAUAUAUGAUUAUCUUUAUGGGUUAGGCUAUAAACUCGAGUAGUUAAAAGUUUUGUAUAGGUUUAAAAAACAAAAAAAUAAAAACAAAAGAUCACCAUUGAGAGGACCAGAAUGGAAUAAACUGGUUCCUCUUAAGUUUUACAACUUGUAAAACUUCACAACAUCAUGAAGACCCAUCAGUUUUACUUUUUUUUUUA